Molecule: messenger RNA, 1707 nt
Organism: Aspergillus affinis
Lineage: Eukaryota; Fungi; Ascomycota; Eurotiomycetes; Eurotiales; Aspergillaceae
Product: glycerol kinase
Exons: 4
Coding region: 1-1707 (568 amino acids)
Biological process (GO): triglyceride metabolic process; glycerol-3-phosphate biosynthetic process; glycerol metabolic process
Cellular component (GO): mitochondrion
Molecular function (GO): glycerol kinase activity
Source: RefSeq, a predicted model, not a curated record
AUGAGGAACCCUUUCGAUAUGUCCGAUCUGGACUCGCUCAUCGACGAGCAAGAACAGCAGGAGCGCUAUGUUGAUCUUCACGCUUACUCAUCGCACGAUGGCCAUCGCGGUCUAUUACAGCACGAAAAUCGUCGCAAUGACAACCUGAAGGAUCGGUUUAUUGGGGCCAUCGACACGGGUACCACCAGUUCCCGUUUUAUCAUCUUCGACUGCACUGGUGUUCCCGUAGCGAAGUAUCAGACUGAGUUUCGCCAGAUUCAUGAAUACUCUGGAUGGCACGAACAAGACCCCUUCGAGCUGGUGGAUUCCGUUUACAUUUGUAUCGAAGAAGCGAUGAAGACCUUCCUUGCCCUGGGCCACUCCACCGACGAAAUCGAGGCUAUUGGUAUCACUAGUCAACGAGAGACUGCAGUGUGUUGGGAUUGGGAAACCGGCGAGCCUCUUCACAAUGCCAUUGCUUGGCCCGAUACCCGGACCAAGGGCUUGGUCCGCGAGCUGAAAGCCAAACCCGGAGCAGACGAGCUCAAGAACAUUUGUGGUCUUCCGCUGUCUACCUACCCUUCCUCCGUUACCUUGGUAUGGAUGCUUGAGCAUUUGCCCGAAGUCAGGGCCGCAUAUGAGGAUGGAAGACUCGCUUUUGGUACUGUCGACUCGUGGCUCAUCUACAAUCUGAAUGGCGGUGUCGAGGGUGGUCGCUUGGUCACCGAUGUGACUAACGCCUCCCGAACAAUGUUCAUGAACCUGGAAACGCUUGAUUAUGACGAUCGAUUGCUCAACUUCUUCGGGCUGGACAGGAACAAGAUCCGUUUACCUCUUAUCCUACCGUCCGCGGACCCGGACGGAUACGGAUAUGUUAGCUCGGGACCUCUAGAAGGCAUUCCUAUUACUAGCUGUCUUGGUGACCAGUCCUCCGCGUUGGUGGGUCACUGCGCCUUCACGCCGGGAAGCGCCAAGAAUACGUAUGGUACUGGAUGCUUCCUGCUCUACAACGUUGGCGAGAAGCCGGUCAUCUCGAAGCAUGGUCUCCUGGGCACUGUGGGCUUCCAACUGGGCAAGCAUCGGAAACCUGUCUACGCUUUGGAAGGUAGUGUGGCUGUUGCAGGCAGUGGUGUUUCUUUUCUGAUGAACAACAUGGGUUUCUUCCGUGACUCGCGCAAAGUCAGUGACCUUGCGGCCUCCGUGCCCGACAGCGGCGGUUGUGUCUUCGUCACGGCGUUCAGUGGCUUGUUCGCACCCUACUGGAUAGAUGAUGCCAAGGGCACUAUCUUUGGCAUUACGCAAUAUACUCAGCGCGGGCACAUCGCAAGAGCCACUAUGGAGGCUGCCUGUUUCCAAACCAAGGCUAUCCUUGAUGCUAUCGAGGUUGACAGUGGGCACAAAUUGACUCAGCUUGCCGUUGACGGUGGAAUGAGCAAUUCUGACAUCUGCAUGCAGACUCAAGCCGAUGUUAUCCAAAUUCCUGUCGAACGACCCGCUAUGCACGAAACCACCGCUUUGGGAGCCGCCAUCGCCGCCGGCUUCGCCAUCGACGUUUGGAAGGACUUCAAUGAACUCAAGAACAUGAACCGCGCCAACCGCACCACCUUCGAGCCCCACAUCUCCAUCAAAAAGAGUGCGAGGAUGUACAAACAAUGGUCCAAGGCCGUCGAGAUGUCUCGCGGCUGGACCGACACGGGUGAUAUGGAUGGUGAAGACGAAGAAGAGUAG